Messenger RNA from Aspergillus fumigatus Af293, 972 nucleotides. NCBI's taxonomy places the organism in Eukaryota, Fungi, Ascomycota, Eurotiomycetes, Eurotiales, Aspergillaceae. The record is from RefSeq and is a predicted model, not a curated record.
AUGUCGUCAGUUGAAGCGUUGCUUCCCCCGGUAGACGCAAAGGUCCCCGGCGAUAUGGGCAGCAGAAGCCAGAGCGCACCCGGCGUGGUCCCCGGUGGGACGGUUUCGACCGGGAAGAGGAGCGACUAUAAGGGUUUUGUAGCAGGUGUGUUUUCGGGGAUUGCAAAGUUGAGUGGGCCCUUGGAUUGUGUGCUACAGACGGUACGGAAGGAGGGUGUGAGUGGGCUGUACAAGGGAGCCACGCCACCGCUGGUCGGUUGGAUGGUCAUGGACUCUGUCAUGCUCGGUUCCCUGACGCUGUACCGACGACUACUGCUCGAGAACGUCUUUUCGAGACCCGCUAUUAGGUCUCUCACGCCUUUUGCGAGUUAUCAACCUGAUCCCAAAACGCUCCCCAGUUUUGGACAUGGGAUAGCCGGUAUCCUGGCCGGUACGACUGUCAGCUUCGUAGCGGCUCCGGUGGAGCAUAUCAAGGCGCGGCUGCAGAUUCAGUAUGCGGCGGAUAAGUCAAAACGAAUGUACAGCGGGCCGAUCGAUUGUUUAACAAAGCUGCUGCGCGCUCACGGUAUCGCAGGGGUAUACCGCGGCCUCUGCGCGACCAUCCUCUUCCGAUCAUUUUUCUUCUUCUGGUGGGGCUCCUACGACGUCCUGACGCGAUGGAUGAAAAACAACACCGCGAUGUCGGCGCCAGUAAUUAAUUUCUGGGCCGGGGGUAUAUCAGCUCAAAUCUUCUGGCUGACCUCGUACCCGUCCGAUGUGGUCAAGCAGCGACUGAUGACAGACCCGAUGGGCGGAUCGCUUGGUGAUGGGGAGAGAAAGUUCUACCGGUGGAAAGAUGCUGCCAGGGCGGUUUAUCUGGAGCGAGGGUGGAGAGGGUACUGGAGGGGUUUUGUGCCCUGCUUCUUACGAGCAUUCCCGGCGAAUGCGAUGGCUUUGGUUGCAUUUGAGGGUGUGAUGCGGUCGCUGCCGUGA